Molecule: messenger RNA, 2140 nt
Organism: Gadus macrocephalus (Pacific cod)
Lineage: Eukaryota; Metazoa; Chordata; Actinopteri; Gadiformes; Gadidae
Gene: loxl5a
Product: lysyl oxidase-like 5a
Exons: 7
Coding region: 163-1698 (511 amino acids)
Biological process (GO): peptidyl-lysine oxidation
Molecular function (GO): copper ion binding; protein-lysine 6-oxidase activity
Source: RefSeq, a predicted model, not a curated record
GGGUGAGAGCGGGCCGGAAUUAAGUCCCUUCCAUUGGCUUCUUAUCCCCAGAGGAGGCUCGGGUUCUGAACUAUAGUCAGUGUCAGGCUUAUUAAAUGUUGAUGCUUUUCAUAAGGCAUUUUCAUAAUAUCACUGAAACACCGAAACGUUUAAGCGAGGGAGAUGGAGAUGCUUUCUGUUCUGUUGAUAUGCGUCCUUAAAACCAUGGUGCACUUAGGCAAUGGACAGCAGGAUUUACGCGCGCCUGUUGGACCCUGGAGACACAAAAUCGAGUGGGAAAACAACGGACGGGUUUUCAGUUUACUGAGCACAGGAACCGAGUACCUCUCACCCGUCCAGCGAAGGAGACAGACUCGGCUUCUCCUGACAAGCAACGGGGGGGCAAGCCGACUGCGCCACCCCAAUGUAGUCGCCAGAUCACCCAGGAGGCACAGGGGUCAAAUGGUCUCGUUGGUUCUUGGCGCCGAAGCGGCACACUAUUUACCUGCAACUGACCCAAGAAGUCAGCACCCAGCCGGCAUCACACCCACAAGAGAAACGGGCAACGGACCACAGCCCUCUCCUGCGAUUGAAUACUCGGGUGUUGGGGUACCAUGGGGACGAGGUGUCACCGGAGACGAUAGUAGCAGCGUGCCGGUUCGAACGCAAACCCCCACCGCGUCGCCAUCACGAUUACCAGCCACGCUUGGCACCAAUUUGACAGACCUGUUGGAGAACCCAGGAACCAUUGCACCCACACACACCGAAGCGGGACGGACGGAUAGUGAUGGUGGACCAGGUAUUCAGAAGUUGCGCACAGGAGUCGUUGGCAACUUGUCGAGAGCGCACGCAUUACGCAGAGGUAUACCGGAGUCUGGCAUUUCCCCGACACCUCUAUCUGAUAACGCGAUAGAGACGCACGUUGCUGGUGUACACCCAGAAGCAGUACCAACCUCAGACAACGUGGGUACCCAUGAAAUAGACCCACGUGGCAAUUUCAGAAACUCUGUUUACUACGGUGUCCAGCCGCCUGCCGGUAGGAGCCGCUCAGCCGCGCGCCAUCCAACGGGAACGGGCCAUGUCACCCGGUUCUUCCGUAAUGGUCUACCGGACCUGGUUCCUGACCCCUAUUACAUCCAAGCUGCCUCCUACAUUCAAAGAGUGCAGAUGUACGCUUUACGCUGUGCCGCGGAGGAGGGCUGCCUCACCAGAUCAGCGCACCGAGCGAGUGACCUGGACUACAGGGUUCUGCUGCGCUUUCCUCAGAGGGUGAAGAACCAGGGAACCGCUGACUUCCUGCCCGCCAAGCCCAGACACGAGUGGGAGUGGCACAGCUGUCACCAACACUAUCACAGCAUGGAGGCCCUCAGUAACUACGACCUUCUCGACGUCAGCACGGGGAGGAAGGUGGCCGAGGGGCACAAGGCCAGCUUCUGCCUGGAGGACACUUCCUGUGACCCGGGAGUGCGGCGUCGCUACGCCUGCACGGCUCACACGCAGGGGCUCAGCCCAGGCUGCUAUGACACCUACCACGCCAGCAUCGACUGCCAGUGGAUCGACAUCACAGAUGUGGUCCCCGGGAACUACAUACUCAAGGUCACGGUGAACCCAUCUCAGCUGAUCCCGGAGCAGGACUUCUCCAACAACGUGGUGCGAUGUGACAUCAGAUACACUGGCACCUUCGUCCAGACGCGCAACUGCAGAAUCUCUGUGAGCUAAAGCAGAGUACUGGACUACAAAAAGAAACGAAAACUACAACCAAUAUAGCCAUACUAUAUAAUGUUAUAAUCUUUUUUUAGAGUUUGUCCAUAAAUCAAUUUCACCUGAUACUUUUAGGUGAGCUGUGUGUGUGUGUGUGUGUGUGUGAAAACUGUAUCCUACAUAUUUGCAUGUGGGCAGUUAUAUAGUUCAUAUUAUUGUUCCCAUUCUCUAGAGUAGCCUUGCACCUCUAGCACAAUGCUGGCCCAAUAAAAACAGUUAUUUAAAUACAAGGUGUUUGUUUAUGGAAGGAUUUUCUACUAUUGAAUUUUAUAAUAAAGUUUAUUGUCUGUUAUAAUAAAGGUAACACGAUUGUACUAUUUAAUCAGGUUUACAUGAUGUUUUUUAUGAAUAAAGUUUAUGGUGGUGUUUUAUAAUACCAUUUAUGUGAUUGCAUUUUAUA